Molecule: messenger RNA, 1800 nt
Organism: Saxophila tyrrhenica
Lineage: Eukaryota; Fungi; Ascomycota; Dothideomycetes; Mycosphaerellales; Extremaceae
Exons: 2
Coding region: 1-1800 (599 amino acids)
Molecular function (GO): oxidoreductase activity
Source: RefSeq, a predicted model, not a curated record
AUGGCCGGCAUCUUCCUUCAAGACCUACCAUGGCACGACGGCGAGGAACAGAUGAGGAAAGCAUUGCAUGUACCGGACCACGACAACCCAACUGUUCCAGCUCUCUCGCCCCAGCUAGCCAACCAUCUACAGAUAGCACCGCUCAUAGCAAUAGGGACACUGGACAAGGAAGGCCGACCAUGGACCACCCUCUGGGGCAACGGCGACAAAGGUUUCGCGCAGCCAGUCGGGCAAGGCGUCAUCGGUAUCAGAACGCCUGUCACAGGCAAGCACGAUCCGGUCGUCGAAGAACUGGUCGGCAAAGAGGCCAAAGGUGAUGUUGUUCGGGAGGAGGGCACAGGGCGGAUGGUGAGCGGUUUGACGAUUGAUCUUGAAACAAGGAAAAGGGUUAAGAUGUACGGUCGGAUGGUCGCUGGUGCUCUCAGUAUUCGAGAAGACGAAGCCACAGACCACGAGGAGCAUGUCGCCGAAGUCCAACUCGUCAUCAAGAUCGAGCAGAGUCUCGGUAACUGCCCGAAGUACCUUAACAAGAAGCAUAUCGUGCCUGCUAUCUCCAAGCCAGAGCUGGUAUCAGACUCACUCAAGCUACCUCAACAAGCUCUAGACCUUUUGGAGAAGGCUGACCUAUUCUUCAUCUCGAGCUCCCAGCAUGACCAGGACAUGGAUACCAACCAUCGCGGCGGACCUCCCGGUUUCAUGCGAGUGGUAUCCAACGACGAUCCCGGAGCAGCACUGGUGUAUCCAGAAUACUCUGGUAACCGCCUCUAUCAAACCUUAGGAAACCUCCAAGUCAAUCCACUAGCAGGCGUAUGCGUACCCGACUUCGAAACGGGCGAUAUGCUCUACUUCACAGCAACCACCAACAUCCUCGUCGGCAAAGACGCAGCCGCCCUCCUCCCUCGCUCCAAUCUCGCAAUCAAACUCACCAUAACAGCCUCCCGCUUCGUCACCAACGCCCUCCCCUUCCGAGGCGUCGAAGGCGAACGCUCACCCUACAACCCCAACGUCCGCUACCUCCCGAGCGAGAAAGCACCCACCUCAUCCCAAGACACCGCUCUCCUACAAGCAACACUACUAAACCAGACCAAACUCACCCCAACAGUCUCCCGCUUCCGCUUCGCACUAGAGAACGCAGCAUCCUACGGACCCGGCCAAUACGUCACCCUCGACCUCUCCAAACAGCUCGAUCACGGCUACAGCCACAUGCGCGACGACGACCCGCGGAGCAUCAACGACGACUUCGUUCGGACUUUUACCGUGAGCAGCUUACCAGGAACGCCGCCGGAUCCUGUGCGGAGGCUGAAGGACGACGAGUUUGAAAUCACUAUCCGCAAGGUGGGAGCUGUUACUGAUCACCUGUUCCGGCAUCUUGGGAAGGAGAGUCGGGAGCGCGGGAUGCAUGAGCUGGAGGUUGGGGUGAAGGGGUUUGGGGGUGAGUUUGAGAUUCAGCAGAAUGGGGAGGAGAGGAUUUGUUUCGUCGCUGCUGGGGUGGGGAUCACGCCUAUCUUGCCUUCGUUGUGGUCGAUCGAUUAUAAUGCUGGACUGGUGAAAGAUACGCUUGAGCAGCAUCCUGAGCUGUCGCAGAGCCUCUCGCUCUUCGUGACGGAUGCCGAAGAAGGGUGGGCAGAGGUCCAAGAGCUGAAGCGGAUGAGCCUCACGGUGCAGUCGCGGAGAAUGCAGAGAUCGGAUCUGGACCUUGAUGUUAGCAAAUACUACCUCUGCACACCGCUGGCUCUGAGGAAGCAGCUUUUGGAGUGGCUCCCGGGGAAGGAGCUGGUUUUUGAGGACUUCAAUUUCUGA